AACAGCAGUCAUGGAAACUUUACUGCGUUAUCCGGGCAAGGUGGUGAUUUUGACUGGCGGCACCUCAGGCAUCGGUCUGGCCACUGUGAAAGAAUUUGUUCACCAGGGAGCCAAUGUGGUCUUCUGUUCCAAAGCAUCUGAAGCGCAAAAGGGACAAGAGAUUCAGAGGGAGCUGCAGGUUUCUGGGUGCCCAGGGGAGGCUUGCUUCCAGGUCUGUGAUGUUCGCAAGGAGUCAGACAUCAAGAGGUUGAUUCGGGUCACUCUAGAACGCUACGGAUGCCUGGACUGUCUGGUGAACAACGCUGCAGAUGCAUAUAGAGAAUCGAUAGAUGACAUGGCUGCCCAAGACUUCAAAAACAUCAUGGAAGUCAAUGUUGUGAGCUGUCUGUUAUUAUCCAAGUAUGCACUGCCCUACUUACGGCAAACGAAAGGAAACAUCAUUAACGUGGGGAGCAUUGUAGGUACUAUUGGGAUGAAGGAUUUUCUGUCAGCGACUGUGAGCAAGGGUGCUGUGAUUGCAAUGACGAAAGCCCUGGCCAUCGACGAGAGCAAAUAUGGAGUACGAGUCAACUGCAUCUCACCAGGUAAUACCUGGACUCCUUUGUGGGAAAGCAAAGCAAACUGUUUUAAGAAUCCAAAGGCCGUAAUCCAGGAAGGCGAAAGUUUUCAGCUACUGGGACGCUUGGGGACCCCAGAAGAGGUGGCGUUGGGUAUUCUGUUCCUUGCCACUGAUGCAACUUUCUGCACUGGUCUGGACCUUCUGAUUACUGGUGGAGCUGAAAUUGGCUUUGGAAUAAAGUAUCCGAUGGGUCCUGACACUUCCCCAAGUGAUCUUCAAAAUAUGAAGGACCCUCCUCCUGCAGUCAGGAGACCCACAAAGACAGGUGGGGAUAAGAGCUAA
This is a messenger RNA of Heteronotia binoei (common prickly gecko), 901 nucleotides long. Its product is annotated as 17-beta-hydroxysteroid dehydrogenase 14-like. The record is from RefSeq and is a predicted model, not a curated record. The transcript has 9 exons. Gene Ontology annotation, biological process: steroid catabolic process. Gene Ontology annotation, cellular component: cytosol. Gene Ontology annotation, molecular function: estradiol 17-beta-dehydrogenase [NAD(P)+] activity. Bases 11 to 901 code for a protein of 296 amino acids. NCBI's taxonomy places the organism in Eukaryota, Metazoa, Chordata, Lepidosauria, Squamata, Gekkonidae.